This is a messenger RNA of Aspergillus caelatus, 961 nucleotides long. RefSeq lists its product as uncharacterized. Lineage: Eukaryota; Fungi; Ascomycota; Eurotiomycetes; Eurotiales; Aspergillaceae. The record is from RefSeq and is a predicted model, not a curated record. The transcript has a single exon. Bases 274 to 468 code for a protein of 64 amino acids.
GAACACUCUGGUUACUCAGGUUUCCUGCAAGCAACCGAAGAGAAAUAAGAUAGACAUAUCACUAUGGAGUAGAGUCUAAUGCUAAGAAUACACCAAGGCAAAGGACAGAAGCUCAAAAAACAGUACUGAUAUUGCUUGUUCUCGACGCUGCAACUAUAGUAAGCUAUCACCUAGAAAUAAUCGGAUGUCCACUACUAUCAGCCAAAGUGGAGUCGUUUGGCAAUUAACACCCAGACGUAGCGCUUCUGAAGCCUUCAAACUUGGAUAGAUCAAAUGGAGUUUUGGACAUGGCGACCGUUUCAGAAACAAACCCCAACGAACUUACGUCGAGAAGACUUGCCGAAUCUUUUCUGUUAUUCAUUCUUUGGUAUGAUCGUAAUUUUUCCUCUAGCCAGGCCUGCCAAUCCCAGUCGACCCAUUGAUCGAAGUCAGUGGGAAGUUAAGCCCAGCGUAGGAGACGCGGCAUAGAUGUCCCCAAAAAAAGGUGAGCUCUAUAGGCUACGGCUGCGGCAUCGUCUCUUGUACGCCCAAAAAGAGCUCGGCCAAAGUCAAGGAAGAUCAGGUCUGGCUUUCCGCUGCAGGACGCAGAGUCAACCAGGGUAAUAUUUCUCAACGUAAAGUCUGUGAGUAAAAUGUCUCUCUGAUACACUAGACUUUCGAAGUCUACCGCAGAUUUCAGAAAAACCCGACGGGAAAGAGAUAUGUGAUAGUUAUGAGUGCUUAGUGAAAAUGUCCAGUGACUUUUAUCUUAUGUUCACCCCCUCCAGCAAGGGUUGAAUGGAGUACGAGUUGCAGGGAUCAGCACUAAAUGCUCAAAAUGGAGAAACCGUUGAGAUGCCGAUGCACCCUUGCUCGGUUAGGCUAAGGACACACCUUCGCUAGUGCAGCCGUCCAAACCGGGUGAUUUCAUUGUUUGAGAGAGGCCGUAUGAUCUUCCUAGGCCAUACGAACCCUUUAGUAU